AUUAUUGCUUGUGGUGCCGGAAUGUCCCUGUCUGAUGUCAGAAAUCAAGCCAGAAAAAUAAAGCAGAUAAACCUUUUGAGAAGUGAGAUGGACUAACUGACUUCUGGAGGCAGAGCAGACCAGGAAAAUGAGUCAGCCUUUCCUUGGUGAAAUGUUCACCAGAUCCUCUGGAAUGAGGUAGGUAAUUAAUGUGCUUUGCAAAUGUCAUUUGAUAUUUAGGAUGCUUGUCCUUCUUGUUCUCAUAAUCCACAAUCAAAAACCACAAGAACAGAACCUCCAGGUCUGUCCCUGCCUCCUGGAGCAUGAAACAUCAGAGGAGGUGGUUCAAGAGAGAGAUCAAAAGAGGAAACAGCCCUGAGAGCAAUUUCUUGCCUAUCUAGUGGUCAUGCAACUAAGCAAGAAGCCUGCCUCCUCUGCUCAACAUGCCCCUGGCCAGACUCUCGUGGAACAACAACUUUGCUCAAGGCUAGCUGUGACCUCAGGAUGACUACAGAGAGGCUCACAUUUUGCAGGGAGCUCAUUCAGGCCUCACCAAAGCAGUACAUUAGAGGAGGUCAAAUGGCUGCCUUUCCCUGCAUGACCACGUUUUUCCUGGUAUCCUCCACUUUGGCACAUAUUGCUUUUGCAGGUAUAGUCAAACCGCGUGACCGCUCUAGAUGGCCUAAGCCCAAUUGUAAAAUGUACUACCCAGUGGAUCCUUCUUAUGACUCAACCUGUCCUGAUGUAACAGCAUAUGUUUGUGCUACAAAUGGCCAGACUUACCAGAAUGAGUGUUUUCUUUGUCUUGCUCAGUGGGAAUUGGGUCAUCGUAUUAAAUUUGAUAAACAUGGAAAGUGUUACUAAUGGGUAACAGAGUACUAUACUUUUUUAUUCUCUUUACUAAUUCUGAAAAUUAUUUCUUUUGGAAUCUGAGGGUGUAAUAAAUAACAUACCUCUAAGCUGUACCCAAAUCUGGAACAAAUGAUAAACAAACAAAAGAAAACGAAUGGACAGCUGAAUGUUACAUUUAUCACAAACACAAUAAUA
Messenger RNA from Camelus dromedarius (Arabian camel), 1026 nucleotides. RefSeq names its product serine peptidase inhibitor Kazal type 13 (gene SPINK13). Gene Ontology annotation, molecular function: protein binding. Lineage: Eukaryota; Metazoa; Chordata; Mammalia; Artiodactyla; Camelidae. The coding region runs from base 484 to 843 and encodes 119 amino acids. The transcript has 5 exons. The record is from RefSeq and is a predicted model, not a curated record.